Messenger RNA from Copidosoma floridanum, 1015 nucleotides. Its product is annotated as chymotrypsin-C-like. Gene Ontology annotation, molecular function: serine-type endopeptidase activity. NCBI's taxonomy places the organism in Eukaryota, Metazoa, Arthropoda, Insecta, Hymenoptera, Encyrtidae. Gene Ontology annotation, biological process: proteolysis. The record is from RefSeq and is a predicted model, not a curated record.
AUGUUUCUUCUGAAGAUUCUUGCUGUGUUAUUGGUAAUUCAAGUUACCAAAUCUGAAGAAUGGAACGGCACGAGGAGAGAAGAGUUUCCAUUUGUCGUUAAUAUUCUAAAAUCUGAUGCACAACAAUCACGGAUUUAUUUGUGUAAUGGCGCACUUAUCAAAGAAAACUAUGUUAUAACGAGUGCCAGUUGUGUACCUGAGAAGGAUGGUAAAUACGUUAUUAGAAUUGGCAGGAAAGAAAUUUAUGUCAGUAAAACAAUCAUUCACGAAAACUAUGUAAAUGACUUCUUUGUUAAAGAUAAUGACAUUGCUAUCUUACAAUUGGAAGAAAAAAUUGAACUCAACGAAUUGAUAAAUAUUGUAAAAUUGCCCUCAUCUAAAGAAACUAUUAACAAAGAUAUAAAAAGUAUCCUCGUUCGCUCCACCGAUGAUGGAACAAUAUAUGAGCCACUGCAGUCGAUUGUGGCUAAUAUCACCGAAAAUACUUUUUGUCAGCUAUACUUGAAGAAAAUGAACGCUAUACUGCCUGGAUCGCAAUUUUGUAUAUCUCCAGGCAUAGAAUAUGGCUCUGGUCCUUUUUACGAGUCUGGCUUACCUUUGGUUCAAAAAGAUGACAGCGGCGAAACUGUGCUCAUAGGAAUUAUCACUGAUAAGCAUAAUGUAUUUACACAAGUUUUUUUGUACAUCGAUUGGAUAAAUGGUACAAUAAAUGACGACGCAGAUACAAAAUAUUAGAGUUUAUCUUAUAACAACGAAGUACCCUUAAGAUAUUGAAAUUCGGGUAAGUGAUUGAUACUGUUAACAUAUUUUGUCAAAGUGAUUUUCAUGUGUGAUUUUCUAUAGAAGCCUUAUCGACAAUGAUGGAAUAAGAUGAGACGGCAUAGAUGUUAUUUACUUUUAUGUAUCAUAUGCGUAUCUUUUGUUGUAUGAAAAACUAUUUCGAAACAUUUUAAUAUCAAAAAAUUUGUGAAUGUAAACUUAAUUUAGAUUUUUGUUCCUCGUAUUGUAAAAUUCA